Scophthalmus maximus (turbot) is the source of this 2409-nucleotide messenger RNA. RefSeq names its product bridging integrator 2a (gene bin2a). The coding region runs from base 383 to 1852 and encodes 489 amino acids. Gene Ontology annotation, cellular component: cytoplasm; plasma membrane; phagocytic cup. Gene Ontology annotation, molecular function: phospholipid binding; protein binding. Gene Ontology annotation, biological process: podosome assembly; plasma membrane tubulation; phagocytosis, engulfment. Lineage: Eukaryota; Metazoa; Chordata; Actinopteri; Pleuronectiformes; Scophthalmidae. The record is from RefSeq and is a predicted model, not a curated record. The transcript is spliced from 13 exons.
CAGGCUGUCACCAACCCGGUCUGCACCUUCUGCCGGACGUGACUGGCUCCUCCCCAGAUGCGACUCAGGUGGGCAAGUAGUAUAAAAGUCCCUGAUCCUGCAGAAAAAAGACAAGACUCAGGACGCCAGUGAGGACAUGGGCACGGCGGACAGGACACGUCUUCUUGUCGCAGAGUAAGGCGUGUUCAAUAAAUCUUUUACCCAGGAUACUGCAGACGAUUGGUUCCAAAGUUCAAGGGUAAGAACAACCAGGAGAGCGAGAGGAGCGGAGAGCCCGACGAGGACGAGUCAAAGAAAAGUGUCAAGGUGAUUCAUUUUGUGAAAUCACGCUGGUGUUCGACAGGAGUAAAGACAAACAAGAAAAAGAAAAAAGGAAAAAAACAUGGCCGACGGCACGAGUACAAGAGGAAACUCUGGUGAAUUUGCCAAAAAAUUCCAAAGGCGGCUGAGCAGAGGCAAAGAAAAGGUUCUACAGAGGCUGGGAAAGGCUGCGGAGACCAGAGACGACGAAUUUGAAGUUUGUCAGCACUUAUUCAAUGACCAGCAGGUCGAUGGGAACCGCAUCCACAAAGACCUGAGGAGCUACAUCAGCGCCGUCAGAGACAUGCGUGAGGCAUCGCGGCGUCUUUCCCAGUCUCUGUUCGACGCCUACGAAAACGACUGGGCCGGAGAGGAAGACCUGGGCGCCAUUGUGGAGGGGGAGGAUCUUCUGUGGAACGACUACGAGGUGAAGAUUUUGGACCAGGCCGUUCGCACCAUGGAGUCCUACGUGAGCCAGUUCCCGGACGUCAGGGAGAAAGUUGCCAAGAGGGGAAGGAAGCUGGUCGACUACGACUCCUCCCGUCACCACCUGGAGGCGCUGCAGACCGCCAAGAAGAGGGACGACGUCAAGAUCAACAAGGCAGAGGAGGAGAUGAAUUACGCCAAAACUGUCUAUGAGGGCAUCAACAAUGAUCUAAAAGAGGAGCUGCCUGCGCUCUACGACAGCCGCGUCGGAUGCUACGUGGCUGUCUUCUCGGCCGUGGCAAAUUUACGGGACAUCUUCUACACGGAGAUGCGCACGCUCAAUGUCGACCUGCGGAGCGUGGUGAGGGAGCUGCAGGCUCAGCAUCCAGACAAAGUGUUUUCCGUGAGGGGAAUGCAGCGCUAUGGCUCCCUGAGGCGACGGACUCUCAUGUCCCCCAAGGCCUGGAAAAGCAGCUUUUCUGAGUUCCACAAGAACUACAGCCCCAAAGCCGGCCCCAGGUUUAGUUUCAGGUCCCCGGACAAGCCCCGGCGCAGCACCCUGUCCAGAGAGGGCAGCACCCUGUCCCGGGACGGCAGCACCCUGUCCAGAGAGGGCAGCACCCUCGCCGUCUCGCCGCAGUCCCCGACUCUGGAUCAUCCCUCCGUUGAGUCCGGGGACCUGGACGCUGAGUCAAGCCACGGUGGGAGCCACAGUUCUCCCCCACGGGAGGACGACGCAGCGGGGACGGCGGGUGGAGACGAGCUGAAGUCGGGAGGAGAAGACCGUAAUCGGGUGGGAGAGGAGAAGGGCGAGGAGGACGAGGCGUCCGAGCCGGAGCCCCCCGCCGAGUCUGAUGAUAAGGGCGACGUCGGGGAGGCCCCGCCGGCCAGCGACAGCAGCUCUGAGCUGGACAACUCGGUGGAUUCAUUACAUUCAGAGAGCCUGGAGCUGCAGCUGUCCGCGGCAGACAACGGCCAACUGCACAUUGAAGAAAGAGAAGACAGCCCGCUGACCCCGGACGCCCGGAAACCCAACGGACUGGAGAACGGUGACGUGUCUGGCUUUGUUCCGCACAAGGAUGCUCCUGCAGAAACCACGCGGGAUUCCAAAAGCACAGACGUAUGAGGUCGUCACACUUUGACACAAGAAAUGCACAGAGGAGAUUAAAUUCAACAGCUGCACCAGAGGAAAAAAAAUGUGGCGGCCGACAGCUGCACUCGAAUGUCCAACUGGUGUCAUGGCUGAUGUUCUGUGCAGAGACUUGUUCGUUUUUUUAAAUGUAUCUUUUUAUUGAAAUCAAUUGUAAAUACCAACUUAAUGAAAAACGGAGAUGGAUGAAAGAUGGAAGAAAACAGACUACAACAUAGUCGCAGUACAAACAUUUACUGUCUCAGUUUCAUGGAGAACAGAUGCUGAACUAUAAGCUAAUAAUGACAUUGGCAAAAGGACUGAAAACAGAUAGAGGUUUUUCUUUUGUUUUUACUUUUGUGAAUUUUAUUUAUCCAAUUUUCACGGCAGGGAUUCCUUUUCCAUUUCAGUUUGAAGUUAAUGUUUGAUUCUUCUUUCUACUCACCAAAUGUGAAUCUGCUAAUAAUCGAGUGUAUUUAAACUUUUGAGGCACAUCUAAAGUUAGGAUCUAUCUGAAAUAUUGUGAAACUUAAUAAAGAAUGAUUUAAUUAAUA